Messenger RNA from Eublepharis macularius, 3290 nucleotides. It is a transcript of the gene FDXACB1, whose product is annotated as ferredoxin-fold anticodon binding domain containing 1. The transcript is spliced from 6 exons. Gene Ontology annotation, biological process: rRNA base methylation. The record is from RefSeq and is a predicted model, not a curated record. Gene Ontology annotation, cellular component: cytoplasm. Gene Ontology annotation, molecular function: rRNA (uridine-N3-)-methyltransferase activity. Bases 1130 to 3013 code for a protein of 627 amino acids. Lineage: Eukaryota; Metazoa; Chordata; Lepidosauria; Squamata; Eublepharidae.
AAGUGACGCACAGGCGCUGCGCUGCAGGCUUCGGGCUGCCCCUGCACUGAAAGGCGCCAUAUUGGUGCUCCCAAGAAGUUCAGCCAGUAUGACUGCCUAUGGCGUUGUUUAUGGAAAUGUCCUUGAUACUGACUGCACUCAUCUCACACUGUGUAAUCCUUGACUGUAAGUGAGAAAGGUGGACUAUAAAUGACAUAAAUAAAUUAUUGAUGUUGCACUAAUAGGGGUGGGGGGAAUAUAAAUACCUGCUGCCAGGUGGGCUCUGGAAUUACAACUGAUCUCUAGGCCACAGAGAUCAGGUCCCCUGGAGAAAAUGGCUGCUUUGAAGGAGGGACUCUUUGAUGUUGUACCCUGCUGAAGUCUGUCCAGACUCUGCCUUUUUAGAUGCCACCUCCCCCACCCCCCGACCCCUGUCUCCAGGAAUUUCCCUUCUGGGAGCUGGCAACCCUAGCACCUGCAGACUGUUUUUAUGCUCUCUGCAUGAGGAGGAUUUGUGUGCGUUUCUGAUAAUGCAUUCUAGCUAUUUAUUUCCUUGCCAGACUGUGCUGCUUUAACAUGAGAAUAUUCAAUUUGGGCUUUACUGAACUGUUUAAAAUGGCCCAUUCAAACGAGUCUUCCUUUCCAACGGUGAAAUAAGAGAAUGGCCUGGCUCAGCAGGCUAUAUGCAGUCAACCAGAGGUUCUAUCGUAAGUUAAAGUGUAUCAGCCCACAUGUGUUAAUAAAGACUUUUGUAUGCCUCAGACCCUGUAGAAUUGCUACGAGUCAGAGCAGAAAAUACUGAGCUAAAUGGGCAGUAUGUGGCCAGCUUUGUACACUGCUAGAUGUAGAUAAUAUUCCCAGUGGGGUAGCAAUGUUAGUCCAUUGCAGCAAAACAAAACAGAAGGCUGAAUUAUAGCUGUUUCAGCUAUAAAUGAUGCUGUACCCGCUUUGGCUUUUCUAUUUUGUGUUUCCAGUGAGAGAGAAUGAAGAAAGGGGCAGAGAGGUUUCUCUUGAAAGAUGGUAACAUUGCUGCUCAGAUGGCCUGGAAAUCCCCGAAAGCUUUCCAGUGUGUCUGUAACUGUGGAAGGUUUGGAAUACCCUAUGAAACACACUUACCAUUCUUUUCCUCCUUCCUUAAAGCUCCGCCACCAUGAGGUCCUUGCAUCCUCAGAAGCGCCUUCUCUUUGUUGGAGAAGGAAACUUUUCCUUCUCUGCUAGUUUGUGCAAAGUGAAGGGUGAUGAAACUCACAUUGUCGCUACCUGCUAUGAGACUGAAGAUGUCAUUUCCAGACAAGCACUUGCUAAAACCAACAUACAGUAUCUGAGGGACAGAGGGGCAGAAGUUCAUUUCUGUGUUGAUUGCACAAAACUGAAGGAGCGCUUUUUGCCAGCAGAGGGAGAGUUUGAUUGCAUUUAUUUCAAUUUUCCCCAUCGUGGGAGAAAAGUGGGAGUGAAAAAGAACAAAGAGCUUCUUGCCAGGUUUUUCUGUAGCUGUGCAGAUGUUCUAGCAGAGAAGGGAGAAGUCCAUGUGGCACUUUGUAGAGGGCAGGGUGGUACCCCUGCAGACCAGCCAAUGAGGGAGUGGCACAACAGCUGGCAAGUUGUUGCUAUGGCAGCAGAGGCGGGAUUCAUUCUGAACGACGUUCAUCCAUUUAACACCAGGGAUGCUUCUGGAUAUAAAUGUACAGGCUACAGGAGUCAGGAUAAAUCUUUCUGUGUGGAAGGAGCUUUGAAUCAUAUUUUCACACGGAGGUUGCCACUUCCAGUUCCUAGACCUCUGAUCUGUCAAGCAGAACUGGAAGGCAAGCUGGUUUCCUUCUUGGUUCCGGAGAUAUUUCAAGAUAAGAUUAACAGGGAUUUUCUGGAUAUGAAUUCGGACCAUCCUGUGAGAACAGUAAAUGAGAAACUCAUUGAUGGACUUGGCAAACGUUUCCCCAUUCUGAAGGUGAACUGUUCCCAUUCUUUGGUGUUCCAAGAUCGCUGCAAUUCUUCUUUCUCCCUGGACGCCCUUUGGAUGGUUCCUGUCUCUGAAGGAAAUCCAAACCCUAAGUCAGCAGUGAAGAAAACUGUAAGGGAUACAGAGACUUUUCCUUCUGCGUUUCCUGGCUGGGAUGACACAGAUCAAGGUAACCACUUGAGAAACCAGGACUGGCUCUUGGGACAGUAUUAUCUGAGACCUUCGCUUCUGGUUUCUCUUCCCACAGUAUUACAACAAACAGAGUGUCCUCCUGAGACAUUGCUGGCGCUCAGCGGACCCGUCUUUAGGAAAUGCAAGAUCUCACCUUGUGCUCUGCCCGUUUAUCACGAGGCACUCUUUAUCUGUGUGGUUAAUAGCGGCUUGGAAGAUACACACAUGCAACUUCUUGUGGAAAGCCUUACAGGAACAUUAAACCCUUGGCUCCAGGAUGCAGGUUUUAAGUUGGGUUGCACAACAGAUGAGCCAGAUGCAGCAGCAGGACUCAGUGCAUUUGUGACUUCUGAAAUGCAGCUCCAUAAACUGCAAUACUUAACCACUUCCAGGCUUGAUACUUCGGAUCCCAAGCCAAAAGACGGUUGUGUGGGGACGAUCGGCACAGUUCCCUGGCAGUCAGCAAGCACUGAUCUGCGAACUGUGUAUGCUUCAUUGAACCUCGAUCUUCUAGCCAUGCAUGUGUGUGGCAUAUGUGACUGGCGAAUGCUCUGGACCUCUGAUGAGCGCUUCCUUAAACAGUUUUCGGGAGGAAAUGUAGACAGCUUCAAGAGCUUUUCCCUCUAUCCACCCUCCUACGUGCACGACCUCAGCUUUUGGGUUCCAGAACUGGAAAGAUUUAAUGAAACCCAGCUUCAUGCCAUUGUCAGACGUACGUCUUGUGACUCGGUUGUGUCCGUCCAACUGCUUGACAGGUUCCAGCACCCAGACACGGCGCAAACCAGCCUCUGUUAUCGGCUCACUUACCAGUCUUGUGACAAAGGGCUGGCUCGCCAGCAAGCUGCUGCGAUGCAGAUGAAGCUCCGGAAAGAGAUUCAGCGUUCCCUGCAUGUGACUCUUAGAUAGCUCCUUAUCAUUGCUUUCAUCUCCAUGGACAGGUUUAGCCGGUGCUUGUAAUUCAGAGGCACUCCAGGACAGAUGAAUCUUGCGUGGGAGAGGUCUUUGAUGCUGGGUAUUACAUUAGAUCAAACAUAAGCCUUUUAUAAAGGCUGGGUAGGCUUCAGUGGGGUGUACAUAUACUUUUCGUCUCUGUUGCUGAAAGUAAAUAAGACUGUGUAAUGCUCGCUUGUCUCUGCCCCAGUUUCAGUAGCAGCUUCUUUUAAAGAUGUAUUAUUAUUAAUAA